UCCGCGCAGCGGCUACUGCGCGACGCGACGCUGCGGCUCCUCUACACCUGCCGCCUCUGGGCUCGCACGCUGGGAGCUCCAGACUCCCGGCCACAGUCGCCCCCGCCCUCGGGUGCCUCCGUGCACACCUGUCACGCUCGGGACGUGAGACCAGGCUACCCAAGUACCUCUGGCCCCAGUCGUUAAGGGCCAGGCUGCGUCUGGGCGGCCGCGUGGGUGGUCGCGGUCUUGGCAGGUGGCUGUGCGCUAGGGGGUCGCAGGUUCAUCUCCGGAGGGUUGCUGGUCUGGGUGACAUGCCGCUGCUCAGGAAACAAACGGAGGACAUCAGCAGCGUCUACGAGAUCCGGGAGAAGCUCGGCUCGGGCGCCUUCUCUGAGGUGGUGCUGGCCCAGGAACGGGGCUCUGAGCAUCUCGUGGCCCUCAAGUGCAUCCCCAAGAAGGCCCUCCGGGGCAAGGAGGCCUUGGUGGAGAAUGAGAUUGCUGUGCUUCGCAGGGUCAGCCACCCCAACAUCGUGGCUCUGGAGGACGUCCAUGAGAGCCCUUCCCACCUCUACCUCGCUAUGGAGCUGGUGACAGGUGGUGAGCUGUUUGACCGCAUCACAGAGCGUGGCUCCUACACGGAGAAGGAUGCCAGCCACCUGGUGGGGCAGGUCCUCGAUGCCGUCUCCUACCUGCACAGCCUGGGCAUUGUGCACCGGGACCUCAAGCCGGAAAACCUCCUCUAUGCCACGCCCUUUGAGGACUCCAAGAUCAUGGUCUCUGACUUUGGACUCUCCAAAAUCCAGGCUGGCAACAUGCUAGGCACUGCUUGUGGGACCCCAGGAUAUGUGGCCCCAGAGCUUUUGGAACAGAAACCAUAUGGGAAGGCCGUGGAUGUGUGGGCCCUGGGUGUCAUCUCCUACAUCCUGCUGUGUGGGUACCCCCCCUUCUAUGACGAGAGCGACCCUGAACUCUUCAGCCAGAUACUGAGGGCCAGCUAUGAGUUUGACUCUCCUUUUUGGGAUGACAUCUCAGAAUCAGCCAAAGACUUCAUUCGGCACCUUCUGGAGAGAGAUCCCCAGAAGAGGUUCACCUGCCAACAGGCCUUACAGCAUCUUUGGAUCUCUGGGGAUGCAGCCUUGGACAAGGACAUCCUAGGUUCAGUCAGUGAGCAGAUCCAGAAGAAUUUUGCCCGGACCCACUGGAAGCGGGCAUUUAAUGCCACCUCAUUCCUGCGCCACAUCCGUAAGCUGGGACAGAGCCCAGAGGGUGAGGAGGCCCCCAAGCAGGGUAUGGCCAGACACAGCCACCCAGGAGGCCUCCGGGCUGGCCAGCCCCCUGAGUGGUGAUGCCCAGCAGAUCCUGCGGCCAAGCGGACUGACCCCAGAUUUCCUUCCCUUGGGCUCUUUUGGUCCCCUCUCCCGCCCCUGACCCCAGAUCUGGCCUUGGCUGGAGUUUGAGGUGUGGGUGCUUCCCCAGUCUUCCCUCAGACUCUGCCCUUGCCCAGGAGCAGUGGCUUCCCUCCCCUACAGCCACUGCCCCCAAAAGCUGAGGCCACAUGGCAGCAGGCUGCAGGGCUCGUGCCCUUGCUUCUCUGAUUGUGGGCUGCCCUGCUUGUGUUGUGGCCCUUCAGUCCCCUCCACAUUUUUCUCAAAACCAAUAAAGAUGGAU
Messenger RNA from Nycticebus coucang (slow loris), 1650 nucleotides. It is a transcript of the gene PNCK, whose product is annotated as pregnancy up-regulated nonubiquitous CaM kinase. The transcript is spliced from 12 exons. The coding region runs from base 294 to 1328 and encodes 344 amino acids. Gene Ontology annotation, biological process: peptidyl-serine phosphorylation. The record is from RefSeq and is a predicted model, not a curated record. Gene Ontology annotation, cellular component: intracellular anatomical structure. Gene Ontology annotation, molecular function: ATP binding; calmodulin binding; calcium/calmodulin-dependent protein kinase activity. NCBI's taxonomy places the organism in Eukaryota, Metazoa, Chordata, Mammalia, Primates, Lorisidae.